Temnothorax curvispinosus is the source of this 1898-nucleotide messenger RNA. RefSeq lists its product as uncharacterized. The record is from RefSeq and is a predicted model, not a curated record. NCBI's taxonomy places the organism in Eukaryota, Metazoa, Arthropoda, Insecta, Hymenoptera, Formicidae. The annotation marks the transcript as partial. The transcript has 2 exons.
GUUCACAUAUCUACGCGGGCGGGCCGUCUGAAAUGAACGCAACGACGCCUCUAUAUCAAGGAUAUAAACGUUCUCAGAUGACGUCGUCGGCACCUAGAAAAGACGUUAGUCACGUUAAAAUGGCAGGCAACGUGAGGUGUCACGUCCGCGUAGCGGCCUAUAUGAAAACUGAGGUUAACAGACUUACGUAUCGUAACGUAACGCAACUGAAGAUAAGAGCAGAACUAUAUUCAGGCGUACGGGAUUACUUAGAUACGCGAGAACAAACGGAAGGACGUAAAGCUGGUAUACCAGUACGCGUAUCAUCAUCCGUUCGGGGAAGUCCAAGAAAUAUGCAAGAAAGAUAUCAAGCGGCACGGUUUAUGGUAAGAAAGUUUGAGAAACCAGACCGCUUUUUAACAGUGACCGGCACGCCACAGUCUCCGUCACGUAAGGAAAAUCUUGCGGGCGGUCAAGUAGACGAUCGUCCAGAUUUAGUAGCAAAAAUCUUUAACUUGGAUGUAAAAGAACUGCGGAGAGAUCUACGGCAAAAGGAACGUUUCGGAAAACACCGAGCUUAUGUAGGUGUACGUGAGUUCCAAAAAAGAGGCGUACCACCGUUGCCGUUACUUGCACGGUUAGGUGCGGAAAAAAAGCCAAAGCCGGAAAAACGUCGAGAUAAGAUGGUAUGGACUGAAAUCCCUGAUGAAGAAAGGUCGCCAGAGCUUACGGCACGGGUUUUAAGGCAUAUGCGUCACGGAUCAUGUAGCGACAGAUCGAGAAGAUAUCUUUGCAUAAGGAAAGAUGGAAAGUGUACAAAAGGCUAUCCAAAAAACGUUAGAGAGGAAACAGAAGCAACGGAGACGGACGAUCUUAUGUAUCAAAGAAGGACGAUAGGGAAAAAAUACAGAGUAAGAGGAAAAAAACGUACGACGCGCGGGGUAGUGCCCUCGUCGCCAUAUUUGUUACGGAACGAUGAUCGGCACCGGACGUUGGAAAUAUGUUCAUCAGUAAAGAGUGUUGACGACUUCGACAAGUACAUUCACAAAGGAUUUGCGUGUGCUGCACGUAAGGUGCAAACAAGAGACGGAACGAGACUACGUAAAAUAGAUAAGGUAAACGCCGUCAUGGAUGCAAGUGAUGUUGGUACACCAGAAGCACGGUGGAGACUGAACGGACAUGAACAGUUUAUGAAGUCUCCGACAGUACGAAGACUGGCAGUUCCGUUGCCUACGCGUCAACGGAUAUAUUUCAAAGAGGGAACGGAAGAGCAAGCAGCACAAAGUGCGCAGAAAAGGGACACUAAACUUACUGCAUGGUUUAACGUGACGCAAGAUGAUGAAAAAACGAAACCGUUCGUCGACGCAGAGCGUGCGUCACACAUGGUGUAUGAAAAGAAAGAAGCAAACGGGAAACUACGUCAAAAAGGAACAGAAAAGAUCCGUUCCAGAUUCGAUACAGUAAGCAUAAAAGAUACGGAAAGAUAUUAUCUACGCGUGCUUCUUCUACAUAUUAAGGGAACUAAAUGUUACGAGACGUUGAGAACUGUCAACGGAGUUCUUUCGGAGACGUUCAAGGCGGCGACAAAAACAAGGACGUUGCGAGACGCAGAUGAUCACGGGGGCAAAACGCUAGAAGAAGUGAAAGAGAGUCAACGGCCUGCACAACGUAGAGAGCUCGUUGCUUAUAUUUGCAUAUAUGGAACACCUACAGAUAACGCGGGAUACGUCAGAAAAUAUAGCUUAGACGUGUAUCGCGGAACGACGGGAACUAGCUGUGUUAACUUCAACGUGCCAAAACCAAAGCCAGUGAAACGUACUAAACGAGACGCGGCGUUAGAUGAGGAAAGAAGUAGAGGAGAAGAUUUUGUGUUGACCGUAACGGCAGAGCAAAAGCACGUGUACGCGUUAGUACGGCGA